Messenger RNA from Ruditapes philippinarum (Manila clam), 2577 nucleotides. Its product is annotated as NF-kappa-B inhibitor alpha-like. Bases 348 to 1436 code for a protein of 362 amino acids. Gene Ontology annotation, molecular function: protein binding. The transcript has a single exon. NCBI's taxonomy places the organism in Eukaryota, Metazoa, Mollusca, Bivalvia, Venerida, Veneridae. The record is from RefSeq and is a predicted model, not a curated record.
UAACAAAUGACAAUAAAAACAACAUUUUAAAAUUGUUUUAUUCUUAUCAAAUAAUGAACAAUGUCGUUAUCACGCGACUGUGUACGUAUCAAUCGCAUUCGUAGCAUGUGUAUAUUAUAAUAUCAUAUUACUAUAAUGUAAUUUCGUUCAUUUAAAUAUCGAUUAAUUUUCUCAAAUGGUAAAAAAGGUUACUAGGAUUAUACUAUAUGUUUAUCUCUAAUAGCAGUAUAGAUAGAAGAACAAGUAUUAGCUUAUAUACAUUUCGAUUACUUUUCUGUGUGAUAUUAGAAAUAUAAUCAAUUUAAAUUUAUGUUUUAAUGUUGUCUUAAUUGUUUCAGAGAGUCAACAUGACUAUGAUGAACGAAGACGAAGUUCCUAACAUCACAUAUAGUGACGCCAGCAUACAUGUUAUUCCACAAAAUCGGUUUUUACCAGACGUUGUUCACUGUACAAUGAACAUGGAUAGUUUUAAUCAGGUUAAUCAUAUCUCUGAUCACGGUAGAUGUGUUAUGACAGAAACCACUGAUUACGGUACAAAGCAAUAUCCUGACAUUGCAUCAGUGUUUUCAGAAGUAAAUAAAAAGAUGAGUUACAGGGAAAGCCAAAAAAAUAUCAACGAUUUAUGUGAACAACUUGAUUCUGUAGAAAUGAUUGAUGAUUGUUCAGUGAAACGUUUCAACGAGCUAGAAUCAUUUGAAGGAAAUCAUGGAGGCCAUAUGGCAGCAAACAUUGACGCUUCUAGAAUAUAUUUAAGGGAUAAAGAUGGAGAUACCCUCUUACAUAUAGCCAUUAUAUUACGUGAUGAUAAAUUAGCCAUGAUAUUUAUUGGUAAAGCACCAUCAAACACCUGGUUGUCUUUUACAAAUGUUUUAUUUCAAACACCUCUACACCUUUCCGUAUUAACCGAUCAGCCAGAAGUCACUAGAAGAUUAAUUGUUGCUGGUGCUGAAGUAGAUAAACGCGAUAAGGACGGUAAUACAGCUUUGCACAUUGCGUGUCGCCAAGGACAACACAAAAAUGUGCAAAAUCUUCUUGAGCCUGUCAGAUAUCAUGAAAUCAAACAUAAUUCUUAUGAUAUACCGUACCAAACAAUUCCACAGGAUUUAUCCAUAAAGAACUAUGAGGGAUUAACUUGCCUACAUUUAGCUGCAUCAAAUGGACAUUUAGACAUUGUUAGUAUGUUACUGGACAAAGACAUAGACGUUAACCUCAAGGAAGGAAAAACAGGUCGGACAAUAUUACACAAUGCUUGCCUUACUGGUGAUUUAAAUAUUGUCAAAUUACUGUUAAGGCAUCGUUCCUGUAAUAUAAAUGCAAGGACCUUUGAUGGGAGCACGCCAUUUGACCUUGCACGUAUUCGAGGUCAUGAAGACAUUUGCCUGAUCCUUGCUGCUGCAGGGGCAGGAUAUGGAGAAGAUUUAACAGACUCUGAUUAAACGGUAUCAUAAAAGACUGCAAGUCCUUUUACAUUCACAUUUGCUGUUCCGAUUCAGGAAAAGAAAUUAUUUAAUAUCUGACAUUUAUUUCAAUCAGGGAAGGAUUUUAGACAAAAAUGUUCAUACUUAUAAUUAUGAUUCAACAAACAGUAAAACUGAAGUUGGAAUAUAUUUAUAUAAAUCCUAGUCGUGUACUUAUUAUAUGUUAGUGAUACUCUAAAUACCUCAUAGUUGUUAUAAAUACAAAUGUUUUAUAAUAAUCAUCCACAGAAAAGUGCUCAAUUAACUUUUACAUGUAACGAAUUGAUAGGUUUUUACCAUUAUUAAUUUUCAAUGUAUAUAUAUAUUAUACAUUUCAUAAAGUUUGUCAUUAUUGCCAACUUGCUUAACCAUAAUUAUGAUUCUCUUCUUGGAAACUCCAUAUAUUUUUAUGUUUGUAAUAGUCUUUGUUAAGCUUGUUUAGUAUGUUAUUAUUUUGCACCAUUUGUAUAGGAUAAUUUUUGUUAUAGGGCAAUAUAUUGUGAUAUCAAACGUACAAUAGAUGGUUUUCAUUCAUGCAUUUUUAAUUAUAACAUAUGUUUUCAUUUGAAUGAUCGAACCAUAAUAAAGUGUUACUCUUUUGUUUAUACAGUGGAUACAUGUUAAUCAUAUUCAUUUUAACAAUUAUUUUUCAGUUUGUCCAUAUUCAUUAAAUAAAAUUAACACAAGUGUCUUUCCCUAUCUAAUUCAUGUUUAUUAUUUAAUACUUCUGACAUUUCAGCAAUAAAGUAUUUUACACAUUAUUUCCAAAAACAUACUUAGCGUUAGUACACUAUGUUAAUAAGACUUUAAUAAUACAAAAAUAUUUUUUCCUAUGAUUUAUUGCCAUGAACAAAAUCUGAUAUCAUAAGUUUUUUUGUUAAAAUUAUAGAUGUUGAAUUUGUCACUAACUUGUUUCCUAGUGCCAUCAUGUGUUCGUCAAAUAUUUUGAUUAUAUAAUUGUUAGAUAUAUUUAGAGGUUUAUAUACAAUGUGAUGAUUUAAUCUCCAAAUCCGAAGCCAGUUUGUUUUGUUUUUUAUCUUUAAUACAUCAAGAUAUUGUUACUGAUGAUAAUUGUUGUUUGUUUAAAAUCAUCAGCUCAUUUUAUACAAUAAACUUAUAA